Molecule: messenger RNA, 2545 nt
Organism: Eriocheir sinensis (Chinese mitten crab)
Lineage: Eukaryota; Metazoa; Arthropoda; Malacostraca; Decapoda; Varunidae
Product: zinc finger protein Gfi-1-like
Exons: 9
Coding region: 431-2023 (530 amino acids)
Cellular component (GO): nucleus
Source: RefSeq, a predicted model, not a curated record
CACGGGGAGCGGAGCGGCGGGUAAUGUUCAACUCUUUCGCCGCCGGUGUGGUGCUGACUGUGCUUACCUUCCUGCCCUGACGUGUGCUGCCCUGCGCUUACCUUCCUGGCCUGACGGGGACGACACGGCGGCGGGAUCCAGACGAGACGGGAGGCGUAGAAUGGUGUGGAUGCGUCGCUGUAGAGACGGAGCGCUGCACUGGGACCACGACUACGAGGUGAUGAGUCUGGACCAUAAAGGGACGUCGUGAGCUGGACUCGUACUCAGCGGGACACCAACAAGAGCAUCGAAGAGGAGCUUGAGGAACAGAAGAGUACAGGAGCGAAGAGGCAUCAAGACACCUCCUCCUCCUACUUCUACUACUACUACUACUACUACUACUACUACUACUACUACUACUACUACUACUACUACUACUCCCCUUCCCGCCAUGGAGACCUGCGUGCUGCUGCCCCGCCACCUGUGCCUCCAGGGGUCUGCCGAGGCCGCCACCCUCCACCUGGUGACGGCGACGAGCGUGGCUCAAGGCACCACCUUCACGCCCACCUCUGGCACCCUCAGGACGGCCCGCCUCCCGCCCCUCCCGCUGCUGCUGCCCUCCGACGUACGAAACAGCUGGGGUUCCUACGAUCGCCUUCGGGAGCACCUUUCAGCCUCCCACGCGGACGCCCCCAGCAAGUCGUCUCUUCUGCGGGAGUGUAACUGGGUGCGAUUCCUGCGUGUGGCGGCCCAGUACAGCGGCGAGGUGAACAUGGUGGCCGCGCUAACCCCACACAACACCAUCACCUUCACCGUCAUCAGGUCGCUUUCCCCCGAGCAGGAGGUGGUCGCCUUCACACUCCACCCCGACAACCUCCCGCGACCCCCCUCCCUGAGUCCCCCAGUCCCCCACCCCCUCCUCUCGCCCCCUUCCCCCCUCCUCCUCAAGUCUGAGGACGCUCGGCUGGUCACCAACGAAGGACCGGCCGGGAGCCCCGGCGGCGGCCUGCAGGACGAGGUGAGCGCCUCGCCGCGCCUGGUGAUGGCAGCGGCGCUGUACCGGCGAGCGGCGGCAGCCCUCAUGCACGGUGAGUCCCACGGCAUCCCCCUGAGCCCCAUGUCUCUCCUAGACGCGUGCUUGCGUGUGUGCUCGCGUGCGCGUGUGUGUGUACGCUCCUGUGCUUUGUAUAGCUCUAGUCAGUCUGUAUUUGUCGAGAUGUUCCUCGCUUUUCUUCAACAUGUCAUCGUAAUCAUCACCCUCCCCUUCCUCACAAACGCGCCUCCUGCUGAUCACGAUUCCUUGCUUCCAGAUGCCCCGCUGGAUCUGUCUCAGCCGCUGGUGGGCGGCAGGUCUGCCUUGUUCAGGAAGAGCGGUGACCAGCCCUCCAGGUCCCCUGUGUCUCCACUUUUCUCCUUCCCUGCCCCCGAGGCCGCUCAGGGCCCCUACAAAGACUGCGGUGUGAGACUACAGGAGGCGCUGGGCCACCAAGACUUCCUUUCGCUGGCGGGGGAGACGGGCGGCGGCGGGGCGUUUGACAAGGUGGCGCCGCGUCGGCCUCGCGAGCGGUCGUUGCUGCCCUGCCACGUCUGCGGCAAAGUAUUCGACCGGCCAAGUCUCCUGAAGCGACACAUGCGCACACACACCGGCGAGAAGCCCCACGUGUGCGAGGUGUGCGGCAAGGGCUUCUCCACCAGCUCGUCGCUCAACACGCACCGCAGGAUCCACAGCGGCGAGAAGCCCCACCAGUGUGCCACCUGCGGCAAGCGGUUCACGGCGUCCUCCAACCUCUACUACCACAAGAUGACGCACGUCAAGGACAAGCCGCACAAGUGUAGCGUGUGUUCCCGGUCCUUCCCCACGCCUGGUGACCUCCGCUGCCACUCCUUCGUCCACACCGGCCAGUGGCCCCACCGCUGCCCCGUUUGCGGCAAAGGCUUCAGCAAGCUCACCAACCAGCGCAACCACCUCCUCCUGCACACAGGACUAAAACAGCACGAGAGAGCAGGCCCGGGGGUCGGGAGUCUCAGGCGGGUGGUGGUGUAAGGCCCAGCACCUCCUCAUCACCUCUUCCCCUCCCUCAUCACCACUCCAGCCGUCCCAUACUCCAGUACAAAACUACCUCCACGUCCUCAGACUCUUCAUCCUCCCUGCUCAUCCCAACAUCACCCCGUCAGCUUCUUCACCACAUUCACAACUCACAGCCAGAGACUCGAGUGUUUAUAGGAAGGCUAGAAGAAUGGGAGAUAUUCAAGAACACAAAAAUCUACUGAAAAACCGUAAAGGGAGAAAAGAUUGCAAUAGAGACAAUAAAUCCUCAUUGAUUCUUCCCUUCUCUAGUUUUCGUGUGGUAAAUAAGAGGAUAAAGGAAAAGAGGAGAAGCAACAAGACACAAACUCAUCACUGACUCACUCGAGGAGGAAGUAUGAGUGCGUGUGAAUGAGGUGAGAUUCAGGCUGCGAUUUUGAGUGAAGUAACCUGAAUCUAGGCCUAUGGGAACGUGGUGGUGGCUUCCUUCGACUGCCCUAGAGCCUAAAAUGGGGGAUGGGGGGAGGCGUGGAAGGGUGU